Messenger RNA from Stylophora pistillata, 1120 nucleotides. RefSeq names its product adhesion G protein-coupled receptor L4-like. The record is from RefSeq and is a predicted model, not a curated record. NCBI's taxonomy places the organism in Eukaryota, Metazoa, Cnidaria, Anthozoa, Scleractinia, Pocilloporidae.
GAUGCGUUGCACUGGCAGCCCUUGUGCAGUAUUUCUUGAUGGCCGCCUUCUGCUGGAUGCUAAUCGAGGGAGUUUACCUCUACUUGUUUGUUGUGAAAGUUUAUAACGUUGGUAACAAGUUAAAAAUUUGUCAUGGAGUCUCAUGGGGCCUUCCUGCAUUCAUUGUUACCCUAUCCCUGAGUAUUGCAGCCGGAAAAGAUGGGAUCGAAAGUUUUGUGAGUGAUAAAUACUGCUGGAUGUCUCCGGCCAAUGGUCUGAUCUGGAUAUUCAUAGUGUUUGUUGUGCUUGUUGAAUUUUUCAACAUUGUGAUCCUCGGCCGGGUUAUCAAGGACAUGACGACCAUGCAACAAGAGAAAGACAAACACAGCGAACAAAUAAGACUUGGUGUAAAGGCAUGCGUAGUAAUGAUUCCUUUGCUGGGAAUCUCGUGGUUAUUUGGGUUAUUAUCACCAUUGCAUAAAGCUUUCGCUUACAUCUUCACGAUUCUCAACUCUACCCAGGGUUUCUUCAUCUUUCUUCUUCACUGCGUGAGGAACAGCGAGAUAACAGCUCGUUUGACACGAAGGACUCAGGCCAUACUCCCAGCAAUGGACGAUGGGACAAGCACGAAACGAACUUCCGUAGUUCCCUCGGACGUAAAUGAGGAUGCCACAGCCAUUGCCGCCUUGAGAAAAGUAAAUUUUGAGCCACUAAAGGACGGCGAAAAGACAAAAAAAGUCUCCAACAAAACCUCCAUGUAGCUGCAGAGUUUUAAUCUAUCCUAGCGUUGAUUGUAUAGAGGCUAACCCUUUUACAGGCAAACCUGAGAUUAUUAAGAUAAUUCUAGAUAGCUGGAAAGGACAACAUGAGAACUCGAUCAUGUGCUCCCUUAAUGAAUAAUUAGACGAAUUCUUAUUACGUGGAAACGAGGCAAAAGUUGAUAGUCUGAAGUGCUCUCACAUCACUUACAUUGUACAUCACAGCGAUAGUUGAAAGUGUAAUAUCGUAGUACGGCAUAGUCAAGAAAAAUAUCGCAGGUUUUGAAUCUUACUAUAGUUACUAAUAGCUAAUGAUACUAUAUUAUAUCUAAAUGGACCACUGACAGAAAAGCCGCGGGUAAAACAAUAGUAAGGAAAAAAAA